AUGCCGCGUUUCUGGCGUUUGUACGUGUACUACGUAGAAAUUAUCACAGCAACGGCCGCCGUGGACACGAAUUUGUUGACAAGUCCUGCGAAAGUCCCGUCAGGGGCCUGGGGCAACGACCAGCGGCUAAAGUCACCGACAGACGGCUCUCCAUCCAAUGGUGUGUCGAUGGAAAAACGACCCAACGCAUGCCUCGUAACGUUGUGCCACCCAUCGAGGUCCCGAGACGAUCCCCGCACAUUCACGAUGCGGCCACGACUGUCACUAUUUCUGACGGCGAGGUGGAAAGGCAAGCCGCCGUCUGACAAUUCCAUGUCCACGAGGUACCAGCCGCCGUUGGCUUGUUCAAAUGCUCAAUCGACCCUCAGCAGGUGCUGGAGCAUUGAUGGACCCGCGAACGGGUGCAUUAAAAUGGGCAUCAUCGCGGCAGUGGGGGGGGGUUCCCCUCGAAGCCACUCGGCGUACUCCAUUGCGUUCUUGCAAACAACGUAG
Molecule: messenger RNA, 492 nt
Organism: Aphanomyces astaci
Lineage: Eukaryota; Oomycota; Saprolegniomycetes; Saprolegniales; Verrucalvaceae
Exons: 3
Coding region: 1-492 (163 amino acids)
Source: RefSeq, a predicted model, not a curated record